AUGUUAAAUUAAUUCGCAGUUGAAUUGCUUAAGGAUUUGAAUUGUGUAAGAGGAAAUCCUCUUUAUUUUGAUACUAGUCUCACCUAAUUAUUUGAAUCCAUCUCUUAGAACAGUGAAAUGCAAGUAAAAUUAUUAUUCUAAUCACUAGUAAUCACCAUGUAUCAAUCCAAAUGAUAUCUUAUCAGUUAUUAAUCAAUUUGGUACAGAUGUACAAUUUCUAUCUGAUCACAUCAUGAAAUAAAAGACCAAUGAUUAUUCUAAGCUUAUUAGUGGAUAUCGCAAGUAAAUCUUUAAUUUAUUUAAUGUAGUCGUCUCUCAGAUUCUACCAAAUAAAAAUUUAAAUUAAUGUUCAAUAAACAAUUAAACAAUCCUAUCAUUUAUUAGUAGCAUUUAACACAUUGUUAUAUUCAUCUUUAUGAAAACACAAAUUUCUAUUUAUUAUUAAUCGUAUUUCAAUCUAAAUAUGUAAUUAUUGACUCAAUUACUCAAAAAAAUACUGGCAUUCACAUUUAAGGAUGGCUAAAUUAUCAUACUCAAUUAACUGGAAUUCAAUUUGUUGAUGGAGAUCAAUAUUAUGAAUUAUAGGAUGCUGACACUAAAUAAAAAUAAAUCACUAUUGAUAAUCAAAAUGUUUGGCUGUUUGACUUGUUUAUUGAUAAUGCAAGUACUUAAAUUUUACCUUUGAUUUCUCAUAAAUUUGGAAAUACUCCAAUUAUUUAAUUUUUUUGUGAAUAAUAAAUUGGAGAGUAUUAACUAAAAGAAUAGAAAUCAUUUCAAUCACCAUCUCAUCCUAUCCUUAAAUAAUUGUAAUUGCUCUCUAACAGGGAUCCACUUUAGCCUAUUAAAUCAAAUCUACAAAAUAAAAUUGAAUAAAUAAAAGGUUAAAAGUUCACUGGAUUUGAAUAAGAACAUCAUCCAAAAGUACCUUAAACAUAAUCUAAAAAUUUGUAAUUAUUUCGUAUUGAAGAAAAUUAAUAUGAAUAAUCAAGUGCAAAACCUGACGAUUUAGACUUAUAUACCAAAAAUUUAGAAUCUAAAUAUUUAAAUGUCCCUAAACUCUCUUGUUUAAUUGAUGGCUUGAUUAGUUCAGAAUCAUAAAUGUUAGAAAAGAGCCAUAAUCCUUAUGCACCCUUAACUCAUAAAGAAUAGUCUACAAUAUCAGAAAUUAGGCAUUAGACUGUUAAUACUUAGGAUUCUGCAAUUAAUGAACAUCUUAGCAACAUGUUGGAUUAAAAAUAGUUAUAAAAUAUAUACUAAGAUCUCUGUCGUGAAGUUGAAAAGCCCUAAAACAAUUUGUAGCAAAGUCAACAAAUAUUUUAACCUUAUAAUGUAGAGUCUCUAUAUUUUGGUAAUUCUUAAUAGCACUCGAAUCGUAAUUAUGAAUCAUAAGAAUUAUUCUCAUAAUAAUAACAACAAAAUUAAUUUUUUAAUUAGCAACAACAAUAACCAUAAUAACUAUUUCAUUAGAAUGAAAAUUUAUAAUAAUAAUAAUAAUAAUAACAAUUCUAAUAAUAGUAUUAAUAAUAUUAAUAAUAAUAAUAUUAAUAACAAUAUUAAUAAUAAUAAUAAUAAUAAUAAUAAUUAUUUUAUGAUUAAUAAUAGUAAUAAAUAUUAUAAUAAUAAUAUCAAUAAUAAUUAUAUUAAUAAUAAUAGCUUCAAUACUAAAUGAUGUUAUAUCAUUAAUAAUUGUAAUAAUAUCCAAAUAAUUUAUAAAUAUAAUAGCCAGAAGAGUAAUUUUAUUUUGAAGAACCUCAACAGGAAUCUCCUCUUAAAAAGUGGUCUUUUAGUCCUUAAAAAUAAGAUGAUUCUAUUGUAAUUAAGAAAAGAACAUCGAAUCCUGAACCUUAAAAUAAAACAUCGUAUCGUUAUUCUAUAAGAUAAUCGAUUAAAUAAUAAAAGAAAUCUGAAUUUUAGAUGUCAAAUACCUAAAAAAUAUUAUAGAAGGAAGGGGCAUAGAUAAAAGAUAAUGAAAUUCCAUUCAAAUGCAAACUAAAAAUCAAUUCAAUACAUCCUUGUGAUUUUGUUGAUUUGAGAUCAAAUAGAGCACAAAAAAAAAUGAAAGAGAUUGAAUAGGGUUUACUGAGUUAAUCUAUAAGAUGUAAAUGCAUUUAAUUAUUUUAGAUCACAAAGAUCAUAACUUUAAUGCAUUAUAUAGAAAUGAUAAAUUUUCAGAUAUUAUUCUCUUAGUCAAUGAUCAUUAAUAUAAAUCUCAUAAAUCAGUUUUAAUUUAGGUAUCCAACUACUUUAAGGAAUUAUUAGAAACUAAAUAAUUCGAACUAAGUUUAUAGGUUGAGAAUAUAUAGUUGUUUGAUUUAGUGUACAAAUACAUAUACUUGGGUAAACUUACAGAUUCUGAAUGGAAUGAAAUUGGAAUUCAUUAAUCUAUCAAAUUUUAUAAGUUAGCAGAGAAAUUAGAAUUAUAUUAAUUAGUUGAAUAGUUGAUAAGUAGAGUUGUAAUACCUAUGAUGAUCAAUGAAUUUGUUUUGGAUUGGUAUAUUAUAGGUUUCAGAAAUUAGAAUUCUCAACUUUCUUACAUUUUUAAAUUUGUUUAUGUUUAUACAGUUACAUAUUUUUCUUUAAAUUGUAAAACUAUAAUAGAUCAAAUCAGAGAUAGAAAGGAUGAUUCAAUAAUUAAGGAUUAAUAGAUGUAAACUAAAUAUAAAAAAAUAUUUGAUUUAAUGACAUCAGAAGAAAUAUAUUUUCUCGUUUAACAACCUCUAAUGUAGACUAAUUUUGAAGGACUUGAUAAUUUAUUGUGGUUGAUCACAGAAAAAAAAUAAUGUUAAUAAAUAGAUUUACUUAAAUAAUUAUCUUUGGAUCAUUUACCUAAUAGUGGAUUUAAAUAUAAAGAUUUUACUCAUUAUUAAUUCGAAUAAAACAUGCCUCUCUUAAAUAAUUAAAUUAUUGUAUAUCCUCAAAAGCUGUAAGAAACAAAAAAGAGAAGAAGUUCUAUCUAUACAGAUUAAGAAUUUAAUUAUUCUGAAUCAUUAUUUGAUGAAUAUUCAUUUUAUAAAUCAAACUCAAAUGCUUGUAAAAUAAAUAAGUUAGUUUAUGAAAUGAAAAUUAGUAAUGUAGCUUGUAAUUCUAUUGUGAUAUCCGAAUGUUUUGCCUCAUAAAGUCUUGCCUGGAGAUUAAUCAUUGAUGUUAAUGAUAAAAAUAUUAUUUCAAUUUAUUUGCAAGAAAGAGGGUCAAUAAAAAAUAAUUUAAAAUAUAUGAAUCUUGAAGAUACUUUAAUGGAUGAAUGCUUACCAUAAUAUACGAAAUUAAACUUUAUUAGUGUUUUAAUUAAAAUAGAAAUAGUUAACAAAUAAGAGUAGAGUAAUGAGAGAGUUAUGUAUCAUACAUAUCCAACAAAUUAGUUUCACACUGUAGGUUUUGAGGAUAUUUAAACUAUUAAUUCUUAAUUAUGGUUGAAGGUCUUUAUCUAAGAAGAUCCACUUCAUUCUGCACUCAUGCAUUGGUGCGGAUAUAAUUUUAAUGAAAAGUUCUGUUAACUUCCGUAUUUUACACUUUAUUCCUUAUUAAAAUCAGAUAUGUUGAGAAUAGGAGAAGAAAAACAAAUAUUAGGAUUACUUUAUAAUUUAGAAAAGUCUGAUUAAGAAUAAAAUCUUGAUCUUAUAAUACAUCCAAUUAGAUAUUUUUAUGUACCAAUUGGAGAAAUAUUUACUUUAUCUAAAGAUUGUUAAUCAGUUAGAAAGAAUAAACUAUUUCAAAGCAUUUUGAAUUUAUUAUUAUCCCAUUAUUUAGAUGGGAAAUAACACAAUUAGAAACCUAGAAAGACCUAUGCUAAGAUCGAUACAAUUAUGAAUCAAUCAGAUUUUAAAAAAGAAUGGUUGAAAUGGUUAAUAUAUAGUGAUAAUUAAACGUUAAAAAUUAAUACCAAAGAGAUUAAAAAAGAAGUUAUGGAGAAACAAAAGAAAAUUGAUAAAUAACAAUAUCAAUAGUAUUUUUAAGUUUAUAAUUGUACACCAAAAAAAUAAAUUGAAUAAUAACCACAAUAAUCACCAAAAUGUAAGAUUUUUUGA
Paramecium sonneborni is the source of this 4025-nucleotide messenger RNA. The record is from the annotation of a GenBank genome assembly. NCBI's taxonomy places the organism in Eukaryota, Ciliophora, Oligohymenophorea, Peniculida, Parameciidae.